UGAGGUUGUCAGUGGGGCUAAGGUAGCAUGGGAGUGCUGUCAGGCAGGGGCUCCUGCCCCUGCAGAGGCUCGUUCUCCUCGUCCAGUUUACUACUGAGGAGAGGAAGGGGGACAGCCCAUCAACAUUCCGUUUUCACAGGCACAUUCCUGCCCAUGGCCCUCCCCCAGCUGUUCAGAGUCAGCUUCUGUUAACCAGGCAGUGCUCUGCGUCCCACAAGGGCUGUAGAUAUCCUGAUUUCAGGCUAAUGCUGAAGGACCAGUGAGAAGUGACUUACCUGAAGUCACAUGGCUAGUAAGGGCAGAACCACCAGUGACCUUGCGGAGCAUACCUGCUCAAGGCUCAAGCUGUCCCCCACUGCCAUCCCUGCUUUUAAUUUCUCUGGGAGCUCUGGAACCUCUAAAAAUAAAGCUUUGCCUCCCUUCAAUCCCUUGAGCCAUUACUAGCUCCACUGCCCCAUUCUCACUGUAAUGUGCUGGACAGUUUUCUUUGCAGCCCUCCCAAGUGGAGGCAGCUUGUUCUCAAACCCAGCUGGCCCACGGCAGCUGUACCACCAGCUCUGUGGCUGUCCCCCCAGGCAUCCCAGGCCCUCUGCCUUGGCCAUCCAAGAUUAUGGCACCUGACUGAUUGCUCCAGUGACCUCCUCAUUGGAGAACACAUCCACUUCUCUGGCCUUUCAAUUCCUUGACUUUCUUGGCCCUAAUAACCUUCGCUGCUCACACUCAGGCAUCCUCCUCAGCCUUGCCCAUUCACUGGGCUCAUGCCCAAACUCUUCACCCGUCCAUGGCCCACCGUCUGUGCUUUCCCUCCUGGCUGCUGUCCCUGCUCUCACACCUCAUGAGGGCAAAGAGCCUGGACUACUCCCUGGGCUUCCAGGUCCUCUUCCUCAACACCAAUCAUUUCAGACACUCGUACCAAAGUUCCCCAUCUUGUUCUACCCCUGACAUUCCCAGAAAAGCCCCUCAACCUCAAAUUCUUUGCACGGCUACCACGUUUGCCAGAGAAAACCACAUAACCAUGCAUAGUGAAGUCAGUUGUUACAGGUUAUGGUUUACAACACUGUCUGCACCUUUAAUGCUACCUGGAAAUCCUUUAACCUUCCCUAGUCAGCUUCUUUGCACACUCCCCACAGAUAUUUCAACUUCCACCACCUACUCCUUGAAACCUUUAUUCCACUCCCAGCCACCCCCUCGCUCUCUCAGCAGGUGCUCUUGCUUCCUACUCCACAGAGAAAAAAGGCCACCAGGCCGGGGGAGCUCAACUCUGCUCAGAGGAACUUACGCUCUCCCCUCCUGCCUUGAGCAAGCCUGUUCCUUUCUUAGGCCAUCACGUCCACCUCGCUUGAGAGCCUGUCUCUCCUAUGGCCCUCUCUCUUCAAUGCUUUCUUUCUUUUUUACAUCCUAAAUACUAAAAUCUCCUUAACCUUGAGAAAAAUCCUUUGGAGCUGUGUCUCCUUCAAGCUACUCUCUUGCUGCAUGAAAAUAACUCCUUCCUUUUACUGACAAACUUUUUUUAAUUACAGCAAUUAUUGUAUUAAAAGAAUUCUCAAACUUCUUGCAACAGUGAUGGAGGAGCUACUUAGCCUGUUCCUGAGUCCUCUCUACCAGCUGCCCCUCAACUUUAUGACCUGGUUUGGGCCUUUCCAAUACCAUGAAAAGUGUCCCCACAAACCACUCAAAUGAUCUCUCCACUGCCACGUUCAAUAGCCUGUCUUCUGUCCUCAUCCUUAUGGUCAUCUCAAAGCAUUUGACAUGGUUAGCUCCCCUGCUUUCUUGAGUUUUUCCCCUCUUUGGUUUGUGAUUGAGUUCCUCAGGGUUCUGUCCCUGUCCCCUUCUCUCCGCCACACUCUCUCCACCAGGAUGAUUGAGCUCAUCCUCUGUCCUACCAUCUUUAAGACAACAACCCAGAAGCACAUCUCCAGCCCAGAGCCCUGUCCUUUUCAAACUGCCCCUGGGCAUCUCCAGCUGGAUGCUCUAUAGAUAUCUCAAAGGUCUCAUACUGGGUCAGUUCUCUUUCCCCAGAACCUGUUCCUCCUCCUGCCCAGCCCUAAGCCCCUCUACUCGUGAGGUCAUUACUAGCUUCUCCAGGACUAGAAAAGCCUUCUCCUGGUUCCCCUGCCUCCUGACCAGCCUCAACUCUGCCUUCUUAGCUUAUCACCUAAAACACAUCUUCAGGUGGCAAGCAAGGCCCUUCCCCAUCAGUCCCCACCCUGACUUCCAACCUCAUCACCAAACAUUCUCUGAAAUCUCCACCCAGACUGACAGACAGACAGAUACACACACACACACACACACACACACUCACUCACUCACCUUAGGCUCUACCCUUCUAAAUGUCUCACUUUCUUCCCUGGAAUACCUUCCUGGACUCCUCAGCCUAACAAACCACCAGAUUGCUCCAAGACCCGGCUCAUUUGUUAACUCUUCUAUGAAGCCUUCUUUAAUAUACCUCCUAUCCCAACUUGGUUGUUCUGCCUUCUGUGCUGCCCAAAGCAUGUUUCAUUCUUUUAUUGGAGCAUUCUCAACACUGCUGUCAGUCAUCUGUUUGCUGUUGGUCCCUACUGCACUGUGAGCUCCUCCAGGACAGGGAGGAAUUCCCUCCCCUCCCCUCAUCUCUGUCUCCAGCUUUGACAGAGGACCAGGCACUAGAAGCCCUUCACAAAUGUGACACAACAGGCUUAGGCCUCCCAACUCCCAGACCCGAGUUCUUACUCCCUGCUCACCUGGACUCAGAGCUGGAAUCCAAUGGGGGGAUCCUGUCCAGCACUUCUUGGACCUGUUGCUGCAGUAACCACUCUUUCUCAGGGUCCUGCCAUUGAGCUGCAGCCAGCUGCAGCUGGGGGCCCUCCUCGUCACUGGAGUCCCUGUAGAAGCCUCCCAUCUCAGUGGCCCAGAGAGGUCCUGGGGAAGGGGUGGCCACCCCCACAGCCCCACAGACUCCAGCCACUCCAUGUCUCUGGAAGACUCACUGCUCCAGCUCCAGGUCCCCCUGGUAGGAAAGGGAAGAUGCACACACAGAGCAGGUGUUGUCCAGGAGGGAGAAGCAGGUGGGGCAAAAGAGACCUGGAGAGGCCAGGAGGGAAGGAGGUGAAUGUGAGCUUACCCGUCUUGCCACCCCCAUCACCCCCCACCACCUACUGUGCCCUCAGGCUUCCUCUGCCUCUGCUAUUCUCCCCCACCCUGUCAAGCGGUGCCCACUGGGAAGGGCUGCAAUGCCACUUGUGUAUGAAUCCUGUCAGCACACAGGAGAAUUAAGGCAAGCACGGAGAAAAUUAGUUUGGGGGAGGGGUAUGUAAAUGAAAACAUGCAUAGUAAUGAAGGGUGGGGUGCUAAAGGUGAAGUAUAGGAGUCCAUAAGGGCAGCACUACAGUUGAUUGUCAUAUGCAGGGAGAGGCGCACUCCCCAGGGGUCUAACCUCGGCAGCCCGGGGUACUGCAGGACACAAAACUCUCUGUGUCUCCUUCAUCCUGGGGUUGCCCACAGCCCAGGCAGUAGGCCUGGCGCAGCUGAAAGUAGCUGAGGAGCGGAGCCAGGAAGGGGCACCUGCAGAGAGGGUCCCCAGACCCUGAGCAGACCAAUACAGCCAGCCACCACCACCACCACCACCCCACUCUCCAGCAUCAACCUCCAAAUAACAGGUAGACCUUCCUGCAGUCUCUAACCUCCACCCCUCGGAUUAUUGCCUCUCUGUUGCCCUGUCCUCCUCCCUUCACUCCCAGCUCUAAGAAUUCUCAUCUCUAAUUCUUUCAAGGCAUGAAUGGCAUGGACUGGGUACCCUUUUCAACCACAUCUCUUAACACUUUGGGAAGACUGUGAUCCAUUCUGACCUCUGGCUCUUUUUCUGUCCCUUCUCACCUCACCCCCAGAAGGAAUGUGCGGGAAGGAUGGUGGGCUCACCACUUGGCCAGCAUACGGAGGACAUUCAUCUGGCCCUGGUCAGCUGCCCGCCGCCUUGCUGCUCGGUGCAGGGCAGCUGGCAGGUUUGUUCUGCGACUCAGAAGUAGGUUGUACAGCCUGUCUGACCUGCCCUGAGCCUGUGAGCUCCAGACUGUGUCUGGUUCGUCCUCGUGUCCUUGGAGCCCAGCAUGGUGACUGGCAUACAGUAGAUGCUCAGGAAAUGGGGUGCAGUCGAUACCAAUGGCUAUGUAACUGCUGGAGUCAGGCUCCGAGGGAUGCAAGAGGCAGCGCCGGGACAAGAUGCUGAUGUUGCCUUGUUGCAGGACAUCAAAUGCCGAUACCAAGUCACGAGGCCCAGAGGGGUUGCUACCAUCAUUACCCCACUGUUCAAGUGAGGAAACUGAAGCUCUGAGAGAUCGAGCACCCAGAAAACAGCAUAGUCCAGGAAGACCAGGAGCAGAGCAAGGAGGAGGUGCUGGAUAAGGCUGAAGAUCCCCAGGACGUAAAAAAUACGCUCCCAUCGAGACAAGAAGAUGGAGCCUGCGUGGGAGUGGGAAAGUCAGGGAGAUGCUCCUCAAUUCUCCCCCACGCCAGACCACAGCUCCCGGAGAGGGCUCCUGACCCUGACCGAGCCUAGGACCCUCACUUGGUUGGAUGUAGUUGCUAGUCUCGUGGCCACUGAGGGGCAGCACUGUGGGCAACCCCGCCUCGGAGCGGACAUCCUCCAUGCGUAGGAACCGGCCGGUGAUGUAGAUGUUGUCGAAACCAUCAUGUUUCAGGUAACAGUACCGAUAAAACAGGGCUCUGGGGUGGGGGGAGUAUACACGAGGCCCCUCACACCCCUGACCAGACCCCACAGGACACUCCCCCACCCCCACCCCACAACCUUAGCUCUAAGCAUGCCAUGGUGGGGGGGGGGGGAGCUGCCGGGGAACUCCACAGCCCCAGACCCGCCCCACAGCCCCUCACUCGAGGUAGAGAAACGUGAUCAGCAGUGGCGUGGUGUAGCCCAUCACAGCCAGGGCCUCCCGGAUGUGGUACAGCUUCAUGCUGACAGCCUCGUGGAGGUCCACAGCGACCUGGGACAGGCUCCGAGAGGCAUUGAGAUUCACAGAGAAGCGGUGGGUGGCUGUCAUGUUGAACUCAAACUCCCGACGCACCCGGUUAAUCAACUUCUUCACCGCUGGAGCCAGCAGGUUCAGGGAGAGAUAUGAACGGGGACAGUUAGGAGGGGCCCAGGGGAGCCCGGGUACCCCAUGGCUCACACACCAGCCAGGCACCCUCAGCAUCUGGACCUGUGGUGGAUUGAGGAGGAGCUCAAAGGCUCCAUGUGUCUGUGCCAUCGACAGCAUCCCCAGCGCCCGGCUCCACGCCUGGCACACAGUAGACUCCAUAAAGGUAUGUUAAGCCAAUCAAUGAAUGAUUUCAGUGACCAGCUCUGGGGUGCAGGAGGCUCUGGUUCUAGUCCCAGCUUCUGCCCUAAAGUCAAGCUUUGGUGAGGUCCCCUUCGUUUGCUGGGCCUCAUCUCUACAGCACUGGUGUUGACCUGGGGAACCCCUUGCAGUCCUUCCACGUUCAUGCAUUCCCAUCCGUGGACUCGGGACUCUCCCGGGCUGCCCAUGGCAGGGUGAAGAGGGGAGACCCCCAGCAGCACCAGAGACUGCAGGAGCCAGGAGGGGGCUCACUCACGGGUGCCGAUUGUCUUGCGCAGGAAGGGCUGGAUGUACCGUGGGAUGAUGCAGAACACCUGGGCCACUGAGAGCCGGACACUGUGUCAAGAUUUGGGGCGGAGGCAUGCAAGCAGCCACCUCCACCUCCAGGGACCCUCUUCUAACCGCCCCUCCUUCUUCGCUUUUUGCUUCUCCUUCUUGGCCUCCAUACUGACUUGAAACCUUUUGGCCUCUCCCUCUUGCCCAACGUCCAUUGGUCCUUCCCUUUUGCCCCCUCCCCCUACUGGGCUUGCCAACCAUGUGGCCCCAUAUUGCUCAUCCCCUGUUGGUCGCCCUGAGCCUGCCCUUCCGAUUGAUGCCUACACUGGUCCCGCCCCCUGUUAGCUCCUCCCUCCAGGUAGCCCCCUGGCCUCACCGCUGGCAAGUCCACAGAGCGCCAGCUUGAAGGGCAUGAGCACGUAGCACAGGUGGUAGGCUUGUGGUAUGACUUUCAUGCAGUUGUCCUUGGCAUCAUCGAAGAUCCGAGCGCACUUGGAGUACGGGCUGCCCAGCUCCGCGUUGCACACUUCCCCAAUGUGCACCAGCCAAUACCACACAUUCCGCAGGGCCCUGGCUGGGGAGGAGUGUGGGAUUGGCACCAGGGACCGGAGUCCUGCAGCGUCUUCUCAGAGGACUGAGGAACACCAGGGUUGUACCCAGAGCUGGAGAGGCCGGUAGCCAGGGGCCCAGCUUUGCUGUAUCUGGGGGGUACCAGUCAGCCCCCAGGAGGGGCAGGAAGAGGCCUCCCAUCCCACUCCCCACCCCCCAAAAGACCCAGACAUGCUAAUAUGCUGACCUAUAUGCUUCACACCAUCAAUGAUGGACCGAAAAAACUUGCGGAUCCGGUCGGCCACCAUUUUAGCCUUCUGGGCAAUAGCUUUAAUCUUAUUCAGGGCACCUGUGGGUCAGGGGGGCACUGUGGGGCCUCAUCCACUGACCCUGGGGUAGGGAUAGGAAAGGGGGCUGCUACCCCAGAGGUGGGGAGCCUGGACACUCAGGUCUGGGAGAGUGUUAAUCUGGCAGAGAGCAAGGAUGAAGGAGUCUAACUGGGCCCAGAGGGUCCUUUCCAGGACCCAAUAACAGCAGAGAAGGAGGGAGCCAGAGGCCUACGGAACACGCAGGACAAAGGGGACUUGGGGGCCAGUGCGGGACCGGGGGGCCUUACUGACUAAGGGCUGCUUGACCCGCUGCAGCACUUCAGUGGUCUGGUUCAGGGCCAGCUCCGCCCCACAGGCCACGGCCUCGCUGGCCCGGGUGAAGUUGCGAAGGGUGUUGGCACAAGGCCCUAGCAGCACUAACCCAAAGGCAGCCACCAACAGGAGGGUCCGGCCCUGCCCUGGAGAGAGGUCCCCAUCAGAACCAGGAUCCCAGCCCCGCACACAGCUGAACAGACAAGUCCCUCACCCAAGCCUUCAGAAUAUUUCCCUCAGCCAGCCCUCUCCCCCAGGCUCCCUCGUGCCGCAGCCCCUGCCUCAGGACCCGUCGUCCCUCCAGCCCCACCCUCACCCCCAACCGGAUGCCAGGCUCACUGGAGAAGGCCUGGGGCAGCAGCAGGAAGACAGUGACUCGCACUUGGCGAGAGAAGCCCAGGCCCAGGCUGAGGAAGGCGGCCAAAGUGAGGGUGCCCACCAGGCAGCUCCAGGGGCUGUGCCCCAUCGCCAGCAGCUCCAGGAGCCCAUAGGCCGUGGCCAAGGACAAGCCCAGGGCAAAGCCUCCCAGGCUGCGGACCACGGACUGCACCAUGCUGGGCUCCUCAACCCCCAAGGUUGGCAAGACAUUCUUCAGGACGUUGGGCAUGGCUGCUGAGACCAAAUGUCUCCAGGAGAUGCCCACCAGGUUCUGUGGCUCUUAAAGGGUCGUGGAAUUUCUCACCAUAUUCUAAGGUUCCGGAGGGCUCUUACUGUGUGCUUCUUAGAAUCCCCUUAUCCAGUUCCAAGGAUAAGGUUGGGGACAGGUAGGUCUCUAAUCUUCUUCCCCAUAUCUCAGAGCAGAGGGAUCAAAAGACACAGAUCUUGGACAAACGCUGUGGGGAAGGCAGAGGACACAGGUUCUGGUUCUGAUGGAGAUGUCUGCCCCAGAGCAGGGUCGGACACUGCUGUUAGUGGCUGCCUUGGCUCUGCAAGCUCCUUCUCUUGCCAGAAUCUCAUGUCCAAGGAGAUCCCUGAGACUGCUGGGGUGAGACGGGGUGCCCUAGGGCAGACUUAUGGAUGUCAAACCUGAUCAGGAUGGAGCGAACAGACAAGGAAGGAAACCACCCCACACCACGGUGCAGAGGUUCCUGAGCUGGGGGCUGCCCGUGUCGUGUAAACAGUUCUUGUGGCGUCAGCCGGGGGAGUUUCCCAUCACUGCUUUCCUGCUGGGGGCAGGUACCGGGGGGAUCCUGGCCAUAGGUCUCUUUCAGCUCCUGGUGAACCCAAUGAACAUCUAUGAAGAUCAGAAGAUGGUGAUGAUGUACAGUCUGGCAGGCUUGGGGGCCAUGGGCUGGGGGACGUCCCCUCAUAUCCGCUGUGCCAGCCUCCUGCUAAUACCCAAGAUGCUGGGCAGAGAGGGCAGGCUCUUUGUGCUGGGAUAUGCCUUUGCCGCCAUCUAUGCAGGGCCAAUAGCCAACCUGCGGUACAACCUCAAUGAGGUGAUAGCGUCGCUGGGCUGCACCGUGGAGCUACAAAUCAACAACACCCGCUCGGCCUGGCGUGUCUCCACAGCCCCCCUGCGGGCAGUGUUCAAGGACCUGGUGAGCAGCAGAGAUUCACUGAAGGCUGAGACUCAAAAUGUCUCCAACUCCUUUGAGGACCUGGAUGCCCAGGUGAAGAGUGAGACUGGCUACAAGCCUGAAGACGCCAUGGACAUAGAUGAGACUGCCCGAGGCAUAGAGACUCGCCAGGCCCCAGCCUUCAGACGUCAUCUCUCCACACAGAAGAUGUUUGAGCGUAGGACCAAGCUGCGUUGCUCCUUGAUGGACGUCUGGUGCCGCAAUCGCAUCCCGGUGGAAGGCAACUUUGGGCAGACCUACGACUCCGUCAACCAGUCUAUUCAUAACCUGAAUAGUGACUUUUCAGCCAACAUUGAACUAAAGGAAGAGAGGCAGGCUGGGGUGCUGGGCCUCAACACGAGCUGGGAGAACGUGAGCGCCGAGGUGCAGGACUAUGUGAUCUACCAGGAGGCCCGGCUGGAGUGGGGCCUGGAGCUGCUGCGGACGCUGCUCUCCUGCACCUUCCUGCUGAUCUUAAAGGGGGCCUUCUCCUACAUGGACAGCUAUAACAAGGACAUUCGCUUUGACAACAUCUACAUCAGCACCUACUUCUCUCAGAUUGAUGAACGCAGGAAGAAGCUGGGCAAACGGACCCUGCUGCCACUCCGCAAAGCUGAAGAGAAAACCAUCAUCUUCCCCUGGAAGCCUACUAUCCAGGCCUCAGAAAUGAAAAACUUGGGAGGGGAGCUCCUGGAUUUGCUGCCUGUUCUGCUGCUGCUGCUGGUGCUGUGUGGACUGGACUGGGCCCUCUACUCCAUCUUUGACACCAUCCGCCACCACUCCUUCCUGCAGUAUUCCUUCCGCAGCAGUCAUAAACUAGAGGUGAAGGUGGAGGGAGACUCCAUGCUAGCCCGGCUUCUUCGGAAAACCAUUGGGGCCCUUAAUACUUCCUCGGAGACCAUGGUGGAAACAAACAAUAUGCCCUGCCUGCCCCAGCCCAUGUGCCUGGAUGCCGGGGCCUAUUUGAAGGCUGCCCUACCGACUGGCCUGCUGGGGUGCUUCUGCCUGUUCCAGGCUUUUGGCUACCGGCUCCGGAGGGUCAUCGCAGCCUUCUACUUCCCCAAGCGAGAGAAGAAGCGGAUUCUGUUCCUCUACAAUGAGCUACUGAGGAAAAGAGCUGCCUUCACCAAACUGAGGAGGGCGGCCAUCAUCAGGCGGGCACGGGAGCAGAGAGCUCCACGCCACCACCUGGAGGACUUCCUGCACCGCCGCUGCCCCCUCCUGCGCCGCUGGCUGCGCCGACGCUGCGUGGUGUGCCGGGCACCCGAAACGCCCGAGUCCUACGUGUGCCCGACGCCGGGCUGCGAGGCCGUGUACUGCCGGUCGUGCUGGGACGACAUGCGGCAGCGGUGCCCGGCCUGCACACCCCGCGAGGAGCUUUCCUCCUCCGACUUCAGCGACAGCAACGACGACGCUACCUAUGGGGAGUGAAGGGGCGUCCGAUCCGCUCUCCCGCCCUGCUCCUUCUUAUUUAAUAAAAUGCCUAGAAUAUUCCUGGCGCUGGCGCUUCGCGGGGAUCGGCGCUGGGGGGACAGCCCGGCGUUGCCUAGCCGGUAGCCGGGACGACCCGCCCUAGCGACGCUGCCAGGUAAAGGCCCAACGCCCAAGCCGGUCGCACCCGACAUCGGCUGGGAGGCGUGGCUACCGCCCAGCAAAGCUGCCGGAAAGAGGCGGUGCCGAGCAGCGGGGGGCGGAGCUGCCGC
Molecule: messenger RNA, 10055 nt
Organism: Choloepus didactylus (southern two-toed sloth)
Lineage: Eukaryota; Metazoa; Chordata; Mammalia; Pilosa; Megalonychidae
Gene: DCST1
Product: DC-STAMP domain containing 1
Exons: 20
Coding region: 7807-9783 (658 amino acids)
Cellular component (GO): membrane
Source: RefSeq, a predicted model, not a curated record